Molecule: messenger RNA, 865 nt
Organism: Drosophila hydei
Lineage: Eukaryota; Metazoa; Arthropoda; Insecta; Diptera; Drosophilidae
Product: probable 6-phosphogluconolactonase
Exons: 3
Coding region: 74-841 (255 amino acids)
Biological process (GO): pentose-phosphate shunt; carbohydrate metabolic process
Molecular function (GO): 6-phosphogluconolactonase activity
Source: RefSeq, a predicted model, not a curated record
AAAAUACAACCCAAAUUUAUUUAUUCCCAAUUAAUUUGUAAAACAUCAUUCGGCUGAUUUAUUAACUGAAAACAUGCCAAGUCGAAAGUACCCAUUUCACGUAAAUGUAGCAGAAACGGAGGACAUCCUAGUGCAAAGUUUAAGCGAAAUAUUAGAGCGUUGCUCGAGUAAAGCUCUGAAAAAUCGUCAAACGUUUCGAGUUGGAAUCUCAGGUGGAUCACUUGUACAGCUCUUGACCCGCGCUCUAGUCGCCAGUAAAUUAAAGACCGAUUGCUGGAAAUUCUUUUUCUGCGAUGAACGUUAUGUCCCGGACGAUGAUAAUGAAUCCACCUUCAAUGCGUACAGAACUGAAAUGCAUGCCAAACUACCCACUAUUUUGGAGAGCCAGCUAAUCAAAGCUAAUACGACGAUAUCGUUGGAUGCCUGCGCCUGUGACUAUGCUGCUCGUAUAAUAGACGAAUUUGGCACAUCUUGUGUGGUGUUCGAUUUGCUGCUUUUGGGUAUGGGACCGGACGGACACACGUGCUCCUUGUUUCCGGAUCGACCACAAUUCCAGGUGCACACCGAACAACUUGUCAUUCCGAUACGUGAUUCACCGAAACCUCCACUAGAACGAAUAACAUUUACACUUCCACUGAUCAACAAUGCUAACGAUGUGGUCUUUGUUGUCACUGGUGCCAGUAAAGCUGAUGUUGUUAAGCGUGUAUUUAUAGACGGGGAUAAAAGUUUCCCCUCAGCUUGGGUUGAGCCUACACAUGGAAAUCUAACAUUGAUCACCGAUAAAGCCGCAGGUGCAAAAUUAUUAAGUUCUGACUGUAGCACUUCCCUUAAUAGAUGUUAAUUAUAUUUGUUGAAUAUAAGAAAA